UGAAGGCUGAUGGGAUUGGGUGAGCAAUCAAAGCGUUUGUUCCCUCUCUCAUCCUUGGAUACCUUGAACAGUGACACAGAGCUGCGUUAUUGAGGUGGGCCUUGCCCCCUUCUUUUUCCUCGGUGAUGGAAAACACCCGCUGCUUUGCCAACCCCUUCUCCGACUACAAAGGUGUUCUGCUCCUGGGCCAGGGUGCGGAGGUCGUCGUGCCCGCCGUCGUUGCCACGGUCGAUAAAAUCCUGAAGAAGAUUCCCGUCGACCUCAGCGACUGCGACGGAGGGCUGUACGAUGGGCCGGCCGGGGUGGCGUACAUGCUGUAUCACGUCAGCGAGUGUCCGCUGUUCUCCGAGCACCGGGACGUCUACCUGAAGACAGCCAAGCAGAUCAUCGACGCGUCGGUCAGAUCCGUGGACAUGGAGCCGGACAAAAACAUGCGCGCCGCUUUUCUGCUCGGCGGGGCGGGCAUCUACGCCGUGGCCGCUAUGAUAUACAAGUCACUGGGCUUGGCCGAUUUCGUCAAGCCCCUGACCAAAUUUCGUAACCUGUGGGAGGUGUGCGCGCCCAUUCAUUUCCUGGAGUGCGGCUCGGAUGAGCUGUUCGUGGGACGGGCCGGGUACCUGUGCGCCGCGCUGGUCCUCAAACAGAAGCUGGGCAUAGAGAUCCUAAGCAAAGAUCAAAUCAAAUCUAUUUGUCAGGCCAUCAUCGAGUCAGGAAAACAGUAUGCCAGAAGGAAAAGAAAGCCCUUCCCACUCAUGUAUUCAUACUAUGGGACAGAGUACCUUGGUGCAGCCCACGGCCUCUCGUCAGUGCUGCAGAUGCUCCUGAGCUACCAGGACAUGCUCAGCGGGGCCGAGAGGGACCUGGUGUGGCAGAGUGUCGACUUCCUCAUGAACCAGGAGCAGAACUGCAACUGGCCCGCGGAGCUUGGAGCCAUCAUCGAGAGAGAGAACGAGCUGGUGCACUGGUGCCACGGAGCCCCUGGUGUGGCGUAUCUUUUUGCCAAGGCCUAUCUGAUCAAUAAGAAGCCUCAGUAUCUGGACACGUGCAUCCGCAGCGGAGAGCUCGUAUGGCAGAAGGGCCUGCUGAAGAAAGGACCUGGGAUUUGCCACGGAGUUGCGGGCAGCGCUUACGUCUUCCUCCUGCUUUAUCGGCUCACGGGCAACUGGAAAUACAUCUACCGUGCUCAGAGGUUUGCAGAGUUCCUCUACACCGAGGAGUUUAAGACAGGCUCGCGUUCCGUGACCAGUAUCUACAGUCUGUUUGAAGGCCUGUCGGGGACCGUUUGCUUCCUGGUUGACCUCCUGCAGCCGGACCAGUCAGAGUUCCCUCUUUUCAGCGUCUUUGUGUGAAUGGACCCCAGGAUUACUGCUGUUCACUGAACCUGAACAGACAUCACUCCUUCCCUCUGGACCAACGGAAACCGGGAAUUGACGGCUGCGAUCGAAACGGGAGCGGAGGGAUGGACGGCUUCUGUCUGGGGUUUAGAAAAAUAAAAUAAGUUGCAGUACUUGUUUUUUGUGAGGGUGUUAAGCUUCCAGGCUUUAUCUGUUUCAUUGCACUUACUGUGACAUCGCCCAUCGUAGUCGACUGCACUAAAGCGAAGGCUUUCAAACUGAGAGUUAAACGUAAUGUAAACCUGCUCAGAACUUAUCGUGACUCCGUAACUUGUCUGAGGAUCUUCAGUGUGCUUCAGUUUCAAAGUAAAACGGUGAUAGUUGUCGGUACGCUGCAAACGAGAACAACUUACAGCUAUUUUGGCAAAUUAAAACUACUGAGCUCAAUUUGUAGGCCACAUAUCUGAUUAAGAUUAUUCCCGUUGACAUCCCCUCAAAGUCCUCAAAUUACGGUAACUGUUAUCAGUUUUGUCUAAAGGAACGGGAGACGAGGGCACACUUGGCGAUUUUGAAAACGCUGCACUAAAGUUUUAGGAGUUAGGGAAAAAGUGAUGCUCUGAGUACCUUGAUUGAAACUGCAUCUACCAAGAAGCAGCUCUCAGGUUGGACAAACACAUCGAUGUACAUUAUUGACAGCUGAACGUAACCGCACCAAAGUCGUACACAGACACACUAAAAAAAAACAACAACAACAACAAAAAAAGAAAAACAAACAGGCUGAAAAUAGAGAAAAACAACUGUCACAUAAUGCCUUUAAAUAAAUUUUCUACAACUUCACCAGCUCAUGUAUUGCAGACCUUUGAGUUAAUGUUUUUAGGCGAUUACUGAAAUUUCUGCUCUCACAACCUUUAAGAUUUUGAUACUAAACCUUUAAAGUCCUCAGAACUAGACUAGACUAGGUAGAAAGGAACAAACAGUUAACGCUGAAGGGAAUAACUGUUGUAUGUUGUCCUAAUGAAAGUCUUGUUUAAACAGAGUUAGUUCAUGUAGCAGUUUGUAUCUUUUGAUGUUUCAAACUGUGUUGGCUACUGUGUGGAUAAUUUUGAGUAUUGAUCGGGUAUGUUGUGAUGUAUUUCAUCUUUUGCCUUGUGUAAAAACAAAAAAAAGUGUUAAUCUGUAGCUUUGUGAAGGUUACAAAGAGCAAAACGUGUUAGUCAGUGUGAUAAUUUCUUCCAGUUCAGUCUGUUCAAGUGGAAAGUAAGUUCCGUGAUUUAGUCGGUGGUGGAUUUAUUUUUACUAAAUGUGAUGAGGCCUUACGGACGGAUUUCCUGUGUUUGGACAUGACAACGUGUCUCAGAGGCAAAAGCAGGAGGACGGCAUUGGAAAGUGGCAAUGCUUUGGAUAGCAUUUAUGAACAUUGAGCUUGUGUUGGCUUAAAAGACAAAAUAUAAAGGCCUGUGAAUAUCAGCAAACCAAAGCAGUAUCCCAGCGCUAACUGUGCCUGUUGUGGAACAUUAAUGAGCUCUGUGUGUGUGUGCUGUUUUUUGCAUAUGCAAUCAAAGCUGUUCAAAAUAUCCUACAGGGUUAUUGAUAUUAAUAAAGUGUCCAGGUGAAAAAAAAA
Messenger RNA from Mugil cephalus (flathead mullet), 2955 nucleotides. RefSeq names its product lanC-like protein 3. Bases 126 to 1349 code for a protein of 407 amino acids. Gene Ontology annotation, cellular component: plasma membrane. NCBI's taxonomy places the organism in Eukaryota, Metazoa, Chordata, Actinopteri, Mugiliformes, Mugilidae. The record is from RefSeq and is a predicted model, not a curated record. The transcript is spliced from 5 exons. Gene Ontology annotation, biological process: peptide modification; carbohydrate metabolic process.